AUGAGCAACUCGGGGUUCGAAAAAAAGGAUGGGCAAGAGCCUUUAAAGUAUAUCAGUAAACAGGAAGCCGAGGCCUUAGAAACAGAAUUACUGGAAGAUUACCGCUUUGGGAAACAACAACUUAUUGAGAUAUUAGGACACAGCUGUGCAAUGGCUGUAACCAAGGUGUAUCCCUUGAAAACUCUUCCUAAAAAGCAGCCAACAGUUUUGAUAAUUUGUGGUCCGAAGCAGAACGGUGCUAUUGGCCUGAUCUGUGCCCGAAAUCUGCGCACAUUUGACUAUGAACCAACAAUAUUCUACCCUAAGAGAUCAGUAGAAAGUAUCUAUAAGGACUUAACAAUUCAGUGUGAAAAAAUGGACAUUCCUUUCCUGUCUUACCUUCCAACUGAAGUGCAACUAAUCAAUGAUGCAUACAAUUUGGUGGUGGAUGCAGCACUGGGUGUUGAAGAAGACAAUGAGGAAUUGAAUGAACCAUGGGCAUCAAUUUUGGCAAUAAUGAAGCAGAUAAAGAUACCAAUCAUUAGUCUGGACAUUCCAUCUGGAUGGGAUAUGGAGGCUGGCAAUUCUGAAGGAAUUAAUCCUGAAGUGCUCAUUUCUUUGUCUGCGCCCAAGACGUGUGCUAUUCAUUUUUCUGGGAAACACUUUAUUGCUGGGAGAUUUUUGCCUUAUGAUAUACAGAAGAAAUAUGACUUGAACCUACCAAAGUAUCCUGGGACAGAAUGUGUGGUGGAACUCUAGAACAGA
Molecule: messenger RNA, 744 nt
Organism: Bufo bufo (common toad)
Lineage: Eukaryota; Metazoa; Chordata; Amphibia; Anura; Bufonidae
Gene: YJEFN3
Product: YjeF N-terminal domain containing 3
Exons: 6
Coding region: 1-738 (245 amino acids)
Cellular component (GO): mitochondrion
Molecular function (GO): NAD(P)HX epimerase activity
Source: RefSeq, a predicted model, not a curated record